CAAGUCUCUGCUUCUUCGAUCAAACUCUUUCCUGCUAUUACGAACUCAAAAACCAUAGCUCAUAUGGCUAUUUAUACCUUUCAAGCUCAUAAAUGGAUGAUAGUUCAAUAAGUCGCUAAAGUUUUGUAAUGUUUGCACUUAAGCUUUUACAUUGUGCCUUUUUUUGACAACCAAAUUCAACUACUGGCCGAUAGGGAACACGCUCUCGUACCAUUCAUUAGAGGAGAUGGCAACAGCGUUUAAAUGGAGAAGAAGACGUGGUGGUGGCGCACAAUCGCUCGAUCGGAGACUUAGAGGAUUCUUGUCCAGAAAGUUUGUCUUUCGAUUCGUUCUUAUAAUCCUCGCAUUCAUCGCCAUCCUCCCUCCUGUUUAUUUCCACUUCAAACUCCGACGUUUUCAUCAGGUGAAGUUAAAAAAGUGCAGUUGGUUAAAUAAUCCUCCUCUUGUUUGUGCUCAUGGUGGUGAUGCUUCCAAGGCCUUCCCUAAUACGAUGGCUGCUUAUGAUAUUGCUAUUCGUUCUCAAGUAGACUGCAUUGAGAUUGAUGUUUCUCGUUCUGCAGACGGGAUUUUGUUUGCUCUUCAUGACAGGGAUUUGCAGCGAAUAUCUGGGAACAGUUCAUCCAAGGUUGGAUACCUGAGCGCAAAGGAGAUAAAAGCGCUGGAUGGCACUCAUCUAUUACCAUUGGCUUCUCAUGAUGUUACCAUUCCUUCAAUGGAAGAUGCACUUAAGUUGAUAUCAAGUUCUGUUCAGAAGGUGGUUAUUGAUGCCAAAGUUGGGCCUCCAUCAUAUGAGAAGGGGCUUGCAAAAGAUAUACUAUCUGUUGUCACGAGGACACAAUGUAAAAACUGCAUCGUUUGGGCUAAAAGCGACAAUUUAGCGAGGGAUGUAAUUAAGCAGUCAUCAGAUGUGAUGGUAGGUUACAUUGUUAUGAUGAAUUUUUCUACCGGAACCAGAACAAACUUAUUGAGAAUGAGAGACGCUGAAGUUGUUGGCAUAUAUCAUGGUUUAGUUGAUGAGACAGUCGUCAAAAUUCUGCACAGGAGGAAGAAGAAGGUUUAUGCAUGGACUGUUGAUGAUGAAGAGACGAUGCAUAAAAUAUUGAGCGAAAAUGUGGAUGCUAUCAUCACCAGUGAUCCGACUUUGCUUCAGAGCUCCAUGCGAGAUAUUAGAAAGAAAUGCCUUGUUGAUGGUUUUUCUCUGGGAUCAUGAUCACUAAACUAGAUUGUAGAUCUACAUCCAUUUUUCUUCGUGUAUUCCAACCCAUAAUUUGGUCUCAAAAGGGUAAUAUUCCUCGUGAAAGCCUAUAGAUUUUGGUAUCUUUGGUUCAUUGAAGAGCAUACUGGAUUAACA
Cynara cardunculus var. scolymus (artichoke) is the source of this 1351-nucleotide messenger RNA. RefSeq names its product glycerophosphodiester phosphodiesterase GDPD4. The transcript has 9 exons. The record is from RefSeq and is a predicted model, not a curated record. Bases 227 to 1210 code for a protein of 327 amino acids. Gene Ontology annotation, molecular function: phosphoric diester hydrolase activity. Lineage: Eukaryota; Viridiplantae; Streptophyta; Magnoliopsida; Asterales; Asteraceae. Gene Ontology annotation, biological process: lipid metabolic process.